This is a messenger RNA of Saimiri boliviensis boliviensis (Bolivian squirrel monkey), 2150 nucleotides long. It is a transcript of the gene HRG, whose product is annotated as histidine rich glycoprotein. Gene Ontology annotation, cellular component: blood microparticle; extracellular region. Lineage: Eukaryota; Metazoa; Chordata; Mammalia; Primates; Cebidae. Gene Ontology annotation, molecular function: heparin binding; zinc ion binding; serine-type endopeptidase inhibitor activity. Gene Ontology annotation, biological process: negative regulation of fibrinolysis; negative regulation of endopeptidase activity; regulation of platelet activation. The record is from RefSeq and is a predicted model, not a curated record.
UAAUUGCGUGUGUCUCAGAAAGUCUGUAUAAAAUUCUCCGUGGUGGAAGAUCAUAGCGAGGGAUGGUUUAACAAAAUGAAGGCAUUCAUUGCAGCACUGCUUUUGAUCACACUGCAGUAUUCGUGUGCUGUGAGUCCCACUGACUGCAAUGCUGUUGAGCCGGAGGCCGAGAAAGCUCUAGACCUGAUCAAUAAAAGGCGACGGGAUGGCUACCUUUUCCAAUUGCUGCGGGUUGCUGAUGCCCAUUUGGACAGAGUGGAAACUGCAACUAUAUAUUACUUAGCCUUAGAUGUGCAAGAAUCUAACUGCUGGGUCCUAUCCAGGAAACACGGGAAUGACUGUGAGCCAGCUGGUUCCAGACGUCCAUCUGAUACAGUGAUCGGACAAUGUAAGGUAAUAGCUAUAAGACAUUCCCAUGAAUCCCAGGAUCUGAGAGUGAUUGACUUUAACUGCACCACAGGUUCUGUCUCUUCAGCACUGGCCAAUACCAAAGACAGUCCCGACCUCUUACAUUUCUUUGAGGAUACCGAGCCCUACAGAAAACAAGCCGACAAAGCCCUGGAGAAGUACAAAGAGGAGAAUGAUGACUUCGCCUCUUUCAGAGUGGACCAAAUCGAGAGAGUUGCAAGAGUGGUGAGAGGAGGGGAAGGAACCAGUUACUACGUGGACUUCUCUGUGAGGAACUGUUCCAGGAACCGUUUCCCCAGACACCCUAAUGUCUUUGGAUUCUGCAGAGCAGAUUUGUUCUAUGAUGCAGAAGCCUUGGACUUGGAAAGCCCAAAAGACCUCGUCGUAAACUGCGAAGUCUUUGACCCUCAGGAACAUGGAAACAGCAGUGUACCACCUCAUUUGGGAUGUCCGUUCCAAUGGGGUGGGCAUGAGCAUUCUCUUCCUACCAAGUCUCCAUUUAAGCCCCAUGGGUCCAGAGAUCAACAUCAUCCCCACAAGUCACAUAAACAUGGAUGCCCACCCCCUCCAGAUGAAAAAGAUUACUCAGACAGACCCCCACUUCAACAAGGUGCUCCUCUGGUGCCCAUGUCCUGCCCAAGAUGUCAUCAUGCCACUUUUGGCAUGAAUAGGACCCAAAGACAUCCUCAUAAUCAUAAUGCCAGUGACCUCCAAUCCCAUGGACACCGUCCCCAUGCACACCAUCCUCAUGAACACGGUACCCACAGACAGCAUCCCCACGGACACCACCCCCACGUACACCAUCCUCAUGAAAAUGGUACCCAUAGACAGCAUCCCCAUGGACAUCACCCCCAUGGACACCACCCCCAUGGACACCAUCCUCAUGAAAAUGGUACCCAUAGACAGCAUCCCCACGGACAUCACCCCCAUGGACACCACCCCCAUGGACACCAUCCUCAUGAAAAUGGUACCCAUAGACAGCAUCCCCAUGGACAUCACCCCCAUGGACACCACCCCCAUGGACACCAUCCCCACUACCAUGAUUUCCAAGACUAUGGACCCUGUGACCCACCACCCCAUAGCCAAGGUCACCAUCACCAUGGCCAUGGCCCACCACCUGGGCACUUGAGAAGACGAGGUCCAUGUAAAGGAUACUGUCCCUUCCAUUCCAGACCAACUGGAUUUGUGUACCGACUCCCUCCUCUAAGGAAAGGUGAGGUGCUGCCACUUCCUGAAGCCAAUUUUCCCAGCUUCCCACUGCCGCCCCACAACCACCCUCCAAAGCCAGACAUUCAGCCCUUUCCUCAAUCACCCUCUGAAUCAUGUCCAGGGAAGUUCAAGAGUGAGUUUCCACAAGUUUCCAAGUUUUUUGCACAUACAGUUCCAAAAUAAAAUGUGAUUCCUUUGAAGAGGAAAAUGAAUAAUACUUUGAAUUGGAAUCGUAAAGAAAAUGACCAGUAAUUAUGAAAAUUAUGGUUAUUCCAACUUACUUACAUACUGAGGAUGCAGCAAAAUGGGAAUGGGAAAGGAGAUGGCCUGAGAAGAGAGAUCAAGUGGAAAGGAGAGGAAAGAGCUCAAUGCUGCCAAUUAGCAGCUAAUUCUGUCACUCACCACUACAUCGCCUGAGGCAAAUCUAUGCCACUCAGAUCUCCUUCUUUACCAGACUUAACUCUAAUUCCAGAUAUUCUCUUACUGCUUGGGCUACACCUGGGCAUAUCAAUAAAGCAUGAUACUGAAACUAU